Messenger RNA from Lolium rigidum, 1284 nucleotides. RefSeq lists its product as uncharacterized. The coding region runs from base 249 to 1118 and encodes 289 amino acids. The record is from RefSeq and is a predicted model, not a curated record. NCBI's taxonomy places the organism in Eukaryota, Viridiplantae, Streptophyta, Magnoliopsida, Poales, Poaceae. The transcript has 4 exons.
UUCCCCGUUCCUCUCUCCUCUCUAUCUCACCUUUCCCCUCUAUGUGUAGCACACGGUGGGCGGCCACAGGAGCUCGACGGCGACCUUCAUUCCUCAGCCAGCGGCGCGUCGACCACCUGGGUAACCGUUGCACUCCAUCUAAAGCUAAUUCAAGAAGCCAAACAACAACUCUAUUUAAGCUGUGAGUCAUCAGCAGUUGCCUGUUCAAAUGCAGCCCUAACCAACAAGUCGAAAGUUGAUACUUCCAUAUGGAUUCAAACAACGGAAGGAGGAAAAGCAGGAGUUAUCUUACUUGGACAGACAAUAUGGAUCGGGUUCUGCUUGAUGUUCUUGCUGAGUAUCACAAUAAUGGCAAUCAUACAGCAAAUGGAUGGAAGCCACCUGCAUACUCUGCGGCAGUGAAAACUGUGCGCGAGAAGUGCAGUGUGGAGAUUACAAAGGACCACGUGUAUUCAAGAUGCAAGACCUUUGACAAGCAUUGCAGUAUCAUUAGCAGGUUACUUGCCCAUUCUGAUUUUGGAUGGGAUCAAGACAAGAACAUGCUCAUCAUUCACAAUGAGGAUGCUUGGAAAGUAUACAUAGAGAAAAACAAAGCAGCUGCCUGCUACAAAAACAAAGUUAUUAAGAACUGGGAUGCAAUAAGUCUAAUAUUCUCGAGAGACUAUGCUACUAGUGAAGAGGAGAGUGCAGGAGGUGAAAAUGCCCAAGAAAUGGCAUUGAAGGGUGCCGAAGAUGUCCGGGAGCUUACUCAAAAUUCACCUUCAACAUCUGGACCUAGCAGUCAAGAUCAAGGUGGAAUGCCGACACCAACUCGACCCAGUCAACUGUGCAGGAGGAGUAAGAGGUUCAGAACAGAUGAUGCACUCUUUUGCAUGUCUGGGAACAUAAAGAAUUCAUUUCAGAUAUCUGUGAAGGCAAAUGAACCUCCAGCGGAACGAGCUAAUGCAUCUCCAAAGGAAAUCUUUGCGGCGCUUCAAGAGAUACCCAACUUAGGACGGGGUGAUCUGCUGAGGGCCUACUGUAUUCUCACUAGCAAUGACCGCAAGUUUGAAUCUCUUGUGGUGCUUCCGAUGGACAUGAGGAAGGAUUGGUUGAUGAUGGAAAUUGGGAAGAACUGAAGCUCGUUCAGUUUCCAUUGUUAUGGCAGAUUCAUCACUAGACCUGUAUCAAAUCUUAGCAUUGUUCAAGAUAUCUGAUACCGCAAUGCUUGAUGUUUAACUGUUUUGUGCAUGUACUAAUUUUGGAUUCUGCUAAAGUUUUAUAAUUUUUAAUGUCCUUGGUGCA